AUGCAUUCCAUCGUGCUGCUUCUGAUUGCUACCGCCUUCUCAACGCGGGUAACGGCUGGCCCUCGCCGUCCCGUGAUUCAAGAGGGAGACGACGUCUUUGUGACUGUAGAGAACGGCGACCUGAGGGGCGUGGUGGCCACGUCACUGAACGGUGCUCUCUACAACCAGUUCCUGGGCAUACCGUACGCAACGCCACCUGUCGGAGAUCUUCGGUUCCGCGCUCCGCAGCCGGCGGCCUCCUGGUCCGGGGUUCGGGACGCUCUGUCUUUCGCAUUACUAUGGUUCCUCAGCCUACAGAACGAAGAUAUCCCGGGCAAUGCCGGGUUCAAGGACCAGGUGCUGGCCCUACAGUGGGUGCAGAGGAACAUAGCGGCCUUCGGCGGGGAUCCCAGCACGGUUGCCAUCUUUGGUGAGAGCGCAGGCGGCGGCUCCACGUCACAUCUCUUCCUUUCGCCUGCCACCAAAGGUCUCUUCAGUGGGGUGAUCAUGGAGAGUGGGGUAGCGACGACCCCAUGGGGGCUGACGGACAUACCACGCGAGAGGGCGUAUCGGAUGGCGGAGGCGCUCGGCUUCCAGACGCAGGGCGAUAACCACACUGACGACGACGACGCACUGCUGGCUGCCUUCCUUCGCGCCGCCAACUACACAGACCUCAUCAGAGAUGACUCUCUCGCGCUUACGGACUUCGAGAAGCGAUGUCCACUGCCGCUGGCGUUCCUGCCCGUCGUGGAGCCACCGUCGGACUCUGCGGUGAUCGUUGAGCAUCCAGCGGACGUUCUCAAGGCAGGCAGCUACAACCAGGUGCCCAUAAUUCUGGGCGUCACUUCUGGAGAGGGGAUCAUCAUACCCUUCUUGUCCACUAUCCUAACAGAAGAGGGUGUCGCCGACAUGAAGGAGAACUUCACGGCGCUGAUUGGCUCCCAGCUGCCGCUGCCCACGGAGGAACAGCGGACCCGAGCAGCUGAACAGCUGGAGCAAUUCUACUUUGGGGCCGAGGGUUUCUCUACAGACGAUAUGCAAGCUGUUGUUGAUCUGUUUUCUGACGUGUACUUCAUACAACCAGCGGACUCCUUUGCAAGGGCCGUGGCGAACUCCAGCAACAUACCUGUUCACUUCUAUUACUUCAGCUACAACGGAACGGGCUCUAUAGAAUACGGUAUGAUGCAUGCCGGGGAAACCUUGUAUCUGUUUCCGAAUGGCAUAUUUGGACCAGACACGGACCCUAACUCCAACGAUGGGAAGGUGGCAAGUCAGUUGACAACACUGUGGACCAAUUUCCCCAAAUACGGGGAUCCGGCUCCAUCUGGAAGUCCAGUGGUAUGGGAAAAGUUGACGGCGGAUGCAUCCAACUAUCUGGAUAUGAAACUGGAAUUUGUGACUCGUCAAGACUUUCUUAAGGAACGGAUGGAUUUCUGGAGAGAAAUAUUGUCUUCCUAAUUAGUUAUAUGGUGUGAUAUCCUUUGCCAUAUACAACUCAGUGA
This is a messenger RNA of Schistocerca gregaria, 1481 nucleotides long. RefSeq names its product acetylcholinesterase-like. The record is from RefSeq and is a predicted model, not a curated record. Lineage: Eukaryota; Metazoa; Arthropoda; Insecta; Orthoptera; Acrididae. The transcript has 10 exons. Bases 1 to 1437 code for a protein of 478 amino acids.